AGCCCUUCAACGCCCUCAAGAACCCACCACUACCACCGUCACCAACCCCGACACGUACUGCGAUGGCCCCCACCAAAAAAUCCAAGGCUUCCAAGUCGACCGAGUCCAUCGCUGCCCGCCUCGCGCUCGUCGUGAAGUCCGGCAAGUACACCCUUGGGUACAAGUCUGCCCUCAAGCAGAUGCGCAAUAGCAAAGCCAAGCUCAUAUUGAUUGCUGGCAACUGCCCUCCUCUGCGCAAGUCCGAGAUCGAGUACUAUGCCAUGCUCUCGAAGACAACGGUGCACCAUUUUGCUGGCACCAACGUCGCUCUCGGUACCGCUGCCGGCAAGCUUUUCCGUGUCGGUGUCAUGACCAUCUCCGACCCUGGUGACAGUGAUCUCCUCAGCGUGGCCGAGGCUACCGCAUAAAAGAUUGGGGUUAAGGAUGCGAGGUGUUUGUAUGCUACACAUUACCAUUUUAUGAUUAGGCACCACCAUGACAGUCUCGUUGCUGUCACCCUAUAUGGU
Messenger RNA from Heterobasidion irregulare TC 32-1, 506 nucleotides. RefSeq lists its product as uncharacterized. The transcript has 3 exons. Bases 63 to 407 code for a protein of 114 amino acids. Gene Ontology annotation, molecular function: RNA binding; structural constituent of ribosome. The record is from RefSeq and is a predicted model, not a curated record. Gene Ontology annotation, cellular component: cytosolic large ribosomal subunit. NCBI's taxonomy places the organism in Eukaryota, Fungi, Basidiomycota, Agaricomycetes, Russulales, Bondarzewiaceae.